Messenger RNA from Olea europaea var. sylvestris, 1500 nucleotides. RefSeq lists its product as uncharacterized. Bases 1 to 1500 code for a protein of 499 amino acids. The record is from RefSeq and is a predicted model, not a curated record. The transcript has 3 exons. NCBI's taxonomy places the organism in Eukaryota, Viridiplantae, Streptophyta, Magnoliopsida, Lamiales, Oleaceae.
AUGGCACCACCUACUCAUACGAAUUUGAUGCGCAAUUUACUACGAGCCAUACAAGAGUUGAGCAGGCAAAAUCAAGUACCUCCACCACAAAAUGUACCGCCACAGCAGAAUGCACCACAUUUUGCCCCUGGAGCUGUCUCAGUGGUUGAGCAGUUUGGUAGGUACAAGCCUUCCACUUUUGACGGUAAUUCUGAACCACUGGUUGUCGAAGAGUGGAUAAGAGGCCUGGAGCCCAUAUUUCGACACAUUGCUUGUGCGGAUGCACAGAAAGUAUUAUGCGCAGAAUUUAUGUUGAUUGGAGCAGCUGGUCACUGGUGGGAAUCUGUUUCACGUACAAGGAUGGAAGAGCAGCAACGCUUUGAGGGACUUCAAGGAAUCAGAAUUUCUGCAGCUCAGACAGGGAACAUGUCACUUACUGAUUAUGAAAGACAGUUUGAGCAGCUCUCAAGGUAUGCCCCGCACUUGGUGGAUACAGAAGUUAAGAAAAUUAGGAGGUUCGAGAAUGGACUGCGCCCUGAGAUCGGCAUGAUCAUUAUGUCCCAUCGUUUCACCUCAUAUCGUGAAAUGUUGGAGAGGGCUCAUGCUAUUUCAUAUCAGAGGAUCUCAUUUGAACAGUAUGCCCAGCAGAGCAAGGAGUCGUUGGGGAAAAGGAAGUGGAGUGAUCAAGGUAAGAACAGACAUAACUGGCACAAUAAAAGGCCAAGCACAGGAGUUCGUAUUGGUGGGACGAGUGGGAGUAUUACACCCUAUCCUAAGUGUAAUAAACUCCACAGGGGUGAAUGUUUACUUGGGAAGAACAUGUGUUUCCGGUAUGGUAAACCCGAACACAUUGCUCUCAACUGCACAGAGCCUCCAAAGAGGAAAGAUGAUGAUCAAGACAAGAAUAAGAAAGCAAAGGCUCGAGUUUUUGCACUGAAUCAGCAUGAGGCGGAGCAGGAUCCGAAUGUGAUUGCAGGUAUUCUGUUAUUAUCUAAUGUACCCGCUUACAUACUUUUUGAUUCUGGGGCUACCAAUUCUUUUAUCUCUACAUCCUUCGUCGCUAGGUUAAACCUUGCAUGUGUGAAAACGAAUUAUGAAUUAGAGGUUGGCAUCCCUUCAGGAAGAACUCUUUGUACAAAUCGGAUGACUAAGGCUAUAAAGUUAGAGAUUGAUGGGAAAAUAUUACAAGUAGACUUAUACCUUUUGGAGAUGAAAAAUUUCGAUGUUAUUUUGGGCAUGGAUUGGUUGGGACUUAAUCAUGCGACCAUUCGAUGUCACGAGAAAGAAGUAUUGUUUCACAGAUCGGGAGAAGAAGAAUUUCGUUUCUUUGGAGCAAAGUUCAAGUCUUUGCCUAGUCUUGUAUCAACUAUUCAAGCGGAAAAGAUGUUGAAAAAAGAGUCAUGUCAAGGAUUUCUAGUUAAUAUCACCAGUCCCCAACAUCCAGAAACGACUGUUAAUGAUAUUAACAUUGUGCAAGAUUUUGCAGACAUAUUUCCAGAAGAUUUACCAGGCAUUCCAUAA